Lycium barbarum (goji berry) is the source of this 6452-nucleotide messenger RNA. RefSeq lists its product as uncharacterized. The transcript has a single exon. The record is from RefSeq and is a predicted model, not a curated record. NCBI's taxonomy places the organism in Eukaryota, Viridiplantae, Streptophyta, Magnoliopsida, Solanales, Solanaceae. Bases 386 to 1123 code for a protein of 245 amino acids.
GUAGGUUUGAGUAUACGGAGUCGUUUGAUGUACCCGCCAAGGAUGUGCUGCUUAGAUUACAGCAAUUGGCGACGAAGUAUAAAGUGGUGUUGUGAUUUAGACAGAAAUAUAUAAGGUACAAGCCAUUUAUGGCUGAAGUUAAAGAUUACGCGUGUCAUCGAGCGGGAGAGCCUGUGUCCUCGAAGAAAUCGAAGAUAUUAAAGAGGGAGCCUUACGCGUCAAAAAGGUGUGGGUGUGGGUUUCGUAUAAGGGCGAUAGUUCCUAUAUCAAAUUAUAAUGAGAAGAUAAGACAUUUGUCUAUCAGGAGGAAGGGACAGCAGUAUUUAAGUUGUAUGUGGUACACUCGGGGCAUGAACCUGGCCCUUUGGAUGGGAAUGCAAGAAUAAUGCAUCGAGUUGUUGGGCAUAAAGGAGGGUUUUUGAUGGAUCAGGAAACAGUGUAUGGGAUGGGCGAUGAAGCAGAAAAUGGAGAUUUUGGGUUCCUUGGGAAGGACGGUGGAGAUCUGCAACAUUCGAUUUUGCAGCAAAUUCAGGAAGCGAGGAAUGAGAUUGACCUACUUGAGGGCCAGAUCGGGAGAGUUCCUCAGGAGUUAUUGUGCUCGGUGUCUCGUGAAUUGUUUGAUUUUGUGAAUAAGCUUAGGAAUGUGAGAGAAUAUGGAUCAAAGUCAGCUGGAUUGCUCUCGGAUAAGCCGAUCUCAGAUGAUCUACUGGUAGGGGAAAAUGAUUUGGCAGAUUGGGGUGCGCAUCAUCAUCGUAUUUUUGAGGACGGCAAGGAUGCAGAGCUCAUCGAUGAAGAUGAAGACAGCUUUGGGAGAACGCUUGGGGAGGUUGCAUCUUGGGAUCAGAUAAGGUCAGAUUGUAGGAAUGAGAAGGAUCUGCUGGGUGAGUCUUGUAAAUCAGAGAAACCAUUGGAAUGCAAUGAAUUUGAUCAGAAGCGCAUUCUUGACUGUGGGAAUUCUAAACUGACCAAGCCCUUAAGGCAUGAUGACAGUAUAGAUACAGAUGUAGGUUUCGUUGUAGAGAACUUCUACCCAGAGAACCCUAAAUGGUUUGAUUCUCCCUGUGAACUGGACUCGCACACAGAUUGUGUUGACAGCGGAUUCAAGCCUGGGGAGAUUGUUUAGAGAUCUUACAGCUGGUGACCCACUCUAACUUAAUUUGAGUCUUCUUUGCUCCAUUUUUCAUGCCAUAAUGUUAGAGGUGGGUUGUAUAUUUGUGUAAACAAAAGGUUGAAAUAUCUGGCAGCCUCUUUGUUGUCUUUGCUGUUGUAUUUCUGUAAAGUACAGCCUGUGGGCUUCUUUGCACAUAGAUUAGAUAGUUACUUGACUUGUCAUAAAUUUUCAAAACUUAAACCUGGUUUCCAUAUCUGAGUUAGUGAUUACCUUUAUUAUCGCAUAUGUUUCUGCUCUAUUGAUUCUAUUUCUGAGAUGCAUAUAGCUGAUAAUUACUGCUGAAUCUACCCGUGCUUCUGUUUUGUCAUUAUAAUUAUCCUAAAACAAUUACUUUAUGCAGUCUCUUAGGGAAAAGUUGGAGUUCUCAUCUCAUCAAAAAAAAAAAAAAGUUGGAGUUCUAUAAACAUAUAACUAAACCAUCUUGCAUGUAAUCUGUAGCGUUGUAGAUGGCAUUAAACAUAAUUUGGGAUGUUCUGGAAUGGAAGAACGUCACAUAAAUAUGAAAAAGAAAAUCUAAUUAAUACUGUAGAUUAUAGGAGGCUUGUUACAUAAUACCUUUUGCCUUCAAGAAGCAUUACCUGGGAUAUGAAUUGUGAAGACUUGUUAAUCUCGUUUGAUUAUCAGCGACACUACUCUAGUCUAGUUUGUAUAGGGAUCCAGGACAGGGCCAGGAUCGAUAACUGACCUACUUCCUUGGACCAUCCUGUGGGGUGAGCAAUGCUGGCGGUUCUCGUCCUGUUCCUACUGCACAAACCAGUGAGUGCUCUUAAAACCAUUGCUACUGUGACUAUGGAUGGUGAGUUUUUUCUUAAACACUUCUGGAAAUAUUGUUCCUAUUACCGGAAUGCAAAAGAUAAGCAUGAUGUCUAUGAAUGCACUCUGUUGAAGGUGGUUUGUUUAACAAUUUAGAUAGAAUUUGCAAACCUAUCUCCAGUUGUAAUAACGUUUGAUAGGCAAGGAUUUCUUUUUUAUGGAAGAUUGGAGUUCUUUGAAGAUGUCGCAAUAUUUUUAAAAAUAGCAUAAUUAUUUUUAGAAGGGUUGAGCUAAGUGCUCCUCCAACUGGUUGUUCUCCUUAGAAGCAUGAUUACUUUUUUUUUUUUUUUUUUUUUUGCAUAGUAGUGAGGUCUUGAUGAUUUCAUUGAAUUAGUUGUCUAAUACCCGUUAGUUUUAGACUCACAUUUCUCUUUCAGUCAUGCUAAAACCGAAAGUAUCCUUCUUAUUUCCCCUAACAUGCAUACUUAUCCCAAAAAGAAAGAAAAAAGAUCAAGUAUAUAAAUUUUGACUUCUUCUUUGCGAACUAUUGAUGCUAACUAAAGAAUGAGGACGGUGAUAAUUUGAAUAUUUAAAUAACGAGCAAGAUUGACUAAAUCUGUUUUUAUUAGCUGUAUUAAUUUAGGAUUAAGAUGAUCUCUUUAACAAACUCUCCCUUGUGUUUAUUUAAGAAUGUAAUCCGAAGUGGUCGUUAUGCCUGUCUCUUCCAUAUUUAUGAAUAUUUAUACAUUGUCAUAAGCAAUUGGUGGGUAGUAUUGAAGGAAAAGCCUAGAAGACCAUAAGUUGUUAUUGGUUCGAAAUCCUGUGAAUUAAUAGAGUGACUAAGUAUACGUGGAUAAUAUGGGAGAAGAUUCUUAUUGAUUGUUUCAAUAGAUUAAUAUGAACAUUGUGACUAAUGAGCCGUCCCAUCGUAAAACCAGUUGCUGCUGAUACCUCCUUCUCUUUUCCUUCUUCCACAACUAGAGCUUGGAGAUUAACAAAAUUGUUGGAGAAUGUGGCAAAAAGUUCUAGGUCUUCAUUUAUUUUUAUUUCUUCCUUUUUGAUGAAGGUGGCAAAAGCUUCUAGUUGGAGAUGGCAAUUUGGAUCUCUAUGAAGUCACAAUUUCUUUGAAUUGUUGAUGACCUUAAUGUUAGAUGUACGAAUGAUGGAUUAUAUUUCUGAGUGAGAUUGAACAGGGGUACAUGAAAUGAUACUAUUCAAUGGUUUGAAAUCAUCAUGUAAAUAGAUGUCUGUAGUUUAUUCUCUUGAGGAUAACUCAACAAGCUUUGACCAAAAAAAUAAAAAUAAAAUUCAACUAGCUAAUCAACUCAUAUUGAUUGGAAAAAGAAGGAUAGACCUCUAGCUUAUUCAGGAUUUGUUUUGGUCAAGUUCUAGUUUGACCUGUUUGCUCUAAAAUCUAAGUCCUAUUUCAGAAAGAAGGGAAAUUUUGGAUAAGAUGAUACUGUUAAUGUUCAUUCAGUACAUAUGAUUGUAUAUCCUGAUCUUGUUUCUGUGUUAUGAUAUAAUAAUAACAGGAUAUGCAAGCCUCGUUGAUAUUUUGGGAAUCAGUAAAAUGAACCCAAUUUAGGUAAGAACUCUUUGUUUUCUUGAAAGAUGAGUCUCAAUCUAAGUACAGAGUAUUUAAAAUAGUGUUACUGAUUUGAAUUCCUGUUACAUUGAUAUCUAUGAAGAGAUAUGUUUUUGCCUAGAUACUAAAAUCACUAGGAUUCUUUUUGGAAAGUUUGCAAAAUUAAAUGCCGUCAAUCUCUAAACUUUGGACACAUUUUUGGAUUUUUUUUUUAAAGCCACUAAUAAUGCUAAUGAUCAAAUCCAUUAGGCAUCCCUGUUGUGAAAGCAAUCUGUGAAUAUAUGACCAUACAACUUUAAUAAGUUGUGACGGUGUGGUUGAGAUUCUCUUGCAUUUAUCGUGUAUGUUGCUGCUCCAUUGAUUUUAUUUCUGAGAUGCAUAUAGCUGAUAAUUUACUACUGAAUCUACCUGCGCUUCUGUUUCGGCAUUAUAAUUAUUCUAAAACAAUUUCUAUAUGCAGUCUCUUACGGAAAAGUUGGAGUUCUAUAAACACAUUACUAAACCAUCAUGCAUGUAUUUGUAGCGUUGUAUAAACAAAUUUUGGGAAGUUCAGGAAAGGAAAAGUGUCACAUAAAUAGGAAAAGAAUAAUAGCUAAUCAAUACUGUAGAUUAUGGGAUACUUGUUCACAAUACCUUUUGGCUUCAAGAAGCAUUACCUUAUUUGUUCAUACUCCGUACUUUGUUAGUAUACCUAGGAUAUGAAUUGUGAAGGCUUGUUAAUCUCUUUUAAUUAUCAGCAACGCUACUCUGUUUUUCAACAAACUUUGACCAAAAAAAAAAAAAACUCGACUUGCGCUAAUCAAAUCAUCUUGAUGUGGAAAAAGAAUGAAGAAGGCAAGGAUAAAAAUCUUAGUGUUCUGCUCUAAAUCUAAGUCCCAUUUCAGAAACAAGGGAAAUUUUGGAUAAGAUGAGCUGUGUAAUGUUCAUUCAGUACACAUGAUUGUGUAUCCUGAUCUUGUUUAUGUGCUAUGAUACAAUAAUAACUGGCAUGUAAACCUCGUUGAUAUUUGGGAAUCAGUAAAACUAACCCAAUUUAGUAAGAACUCUUUGUUUUCUUGAAAGAUGAGUCUCAAUCUAAGUACAGAGUAUGUAAAAUAGUGUUACUUAUUUAAAUUCCUGAUAUAUCGAUAUCAAUGAACAGAUAUGUUUUGACUAUAUACUAAAAUCACUAGGAUUCUUUUUGGAAAGUUUUGGCAAAAUUAAAUGCCGUCAAUCUCUAAACUUUGGACACAUUUUUGGAAUCUCUUUUAAAGCCAUUAAUAAUAAUAAUGAUCAAAUCCUUUAGGCAUCCCUGGUGUGAAAGCAAUCUGUGAAUAUCUGAUUUGUCAUACAACUUUAAUAAGUUUUGACGGUGUGGUUGAAAUUCUCGUGCCAUUGGUGCUCGAGAGAUUUUUAUUGGUUUGCUUCUAAAAAAAAAAUCCUUUCCAGUCAACUCUUGACUUAGUUCCAGAUUUGCUAUUGUGGAAAAUGGAAAUGACAGAUCUUCCUACUGAAGUUGUUUUUGCUUAAGAAAGAAACAAUCAAUGUGUUCACACUACUGAGCACAAGUUGCUAAGUUUAGCCUCGAGUUCUGAAUGCAGUCGUGUGGUGAGGACCUAUUAAGCUGCUAGCAAACAUGGAAAGUAUGAAGGUUUAUUGUUGAAGAACUAGUUUGUGGCAUAUAUCUUAAAUUGGACAUACAGUUGAUGAAUAGAAAGCUUAUGGGAAUUUGUCAUUGUAAUUUUCAGUUCAACCAUAAAAGUUAUCCUCACAUAUACCUGUAAUUGUUUCCUAAUUUUUCUUAAUUACGUGUAUAGCAUCUGAGAAGGGGAGCCUUGGCAUAACUGGUAAAGUUGCUACCAUGUGACCUGGACGUCAUGGGUUCAAGCCGUGAAAACAGUCUCUUGCAGAAAUGCAAGGUAAGGCUACGUACAAUAGAUCCUUGUGGUCCGGCCCUUCUCCGGACCCCGCGCAUAGCGGGAGCUUAGUCAUCGGGCUGCCCUUUUUACGUGUAUAGCAUCUGAAAAUGAAAAUGAUGGGUAAAAGACAAUUGAAGUUCAUUUAAGAUUUCCUUGAAUGUGUGUUGGCCACCUCCCUUUACAUACAAAGAGCUUAUGGAAUUUUUUCUGUUCAUUACUUUUCUUCUUUCUAUUUGAAUUGUUGGAAUAACGAUUUUUGGUCUUAGAAAAAUGUAUUUGUAUGUCUAAAGAAGGCUGAUGUUUGCUCUUUUUUUUUUUUUUUUAAAGGAUAAAAUUAACGUCUUGAUUGUUAUUUUCCCCUGGUGGACCUUGUUACAUCAUCCCUUAUUACCUGUGAGGUAUUUCCCCACUUAUCCACAUUUUUGUUAGUACAGUUCCACAUAUGCACAUAUCUAAAUGAAGGCUUUAAAGUUAAUACAUUCAUCCUCUUGACAAAAACAUGAGCGAAAGCGAAAGGCUUAUCUAUCAUUAACUUAUUGAGCUUCUUUGGGUCUCAAGGUCCUUCAUCAACACAUAUUUGUAUCUUCUUUUUUACUGUACUUCUGUAACUCUUAUAAUUACUUGUGAUGUGGUAGACAAAUUAAACAGUUAACCUAUGAAAUUAGAAUCAAGAUAAAUGCCUCUGCCUGUUUUGGCUUCUUUUUCAAGUUAUGGCACAUCCUGUUAAUUUGGUUUUCCAUGUGUCUAGUAGAGUAGGUGUUUGUAUCCUAAGCUUAGAACAGAUAGCCCAUUAUGGAUCUUGGAAAUUGGAGCAGACUAGUUUUUCUGGCGCUGGGUGAUUUUUUUUGAUGAGAUGUUCAAGAGAGUUUAUGGCUAGCUCCCAUACGGAAGCCGUCACAGGCGGACGCAAGGACAUCGAUAGCAAAAUGUUGGCAGGCUGCUAUUUUGAAGAAAACAAGCUUUUGAAAAGUACCAAACAGUUCAACUUUAUCUUCUGGAUAUGGAUUGAUUUAUCUUCAAAGCAUCUUUUGUGUCUUUCUUCCCA